UUGACUCCUUAGCACCGGAAAUAAAAGACGUUAGACUUGUAGCUAAUGUUCGCGCCUAUAAUUAUUCUUCAUACUACGUGUACAAUGCCACAAAUAACUUUUAUUAUUUAAAUGGGCUUUAUGCUCCCUGCUGAACGCUCGGUAGGCCAAAUAUUCAUGUUGUUGUUGUCAAUGUCAAUGGCAUUAGCGAGCGUGCUAACAUGCUAAACUGCUCCACGACAAGGCUAACGUCAGCCGUUCUGCAAAAUGGUGUUUUAUGAUCACUCGCGGUUAUUGGAGGUCGUUUUGCCGCACGCCGAAUGAUAAGCGAUAUUUUUGUCAGGUCGUGUGCUGCCCUUUUGUGGCCUUUUGGCAAAAUAAUCCGCUGUUUUUGCGCCAUGCAACGUUAUUUGGGUGGAAUUGUGGGCCGGGUUCGGCUACGCGGUUCGAUGGCAGGAGCGCGCAUGCGCAGUGACGGGCAAAUCCGCAGCAAACUGGUGGUGGGUCUGGGCAACCCGGGCAUGGAAGAUACCAGACACAGCGUGGGCAUGGCGGUGCUCGCCGCCCUCGCCGCCCGCCUCAACCCGGGCGAGCGUUGGCGCGGCGACAAGCAGGUGUCCGGCGACGUCAUGGUGGCGGAGGUCCGAGGCGCACGCCUGGUGUUGCUCCGCCCCAAAGUGCUGAUGAACAUCAACGGCGUGUCGGUGGCCAAGGCAGCCCGCAAAUAUGGCGUCCAGGCCGAAGACAUCGUUCUGGUCCACGAUGAGCUGGACAAGUCCUUGGGCAAGAUGUCCAUCAAACAUGGAGGCAGCGCCAGAGGCCAUAAUGGAGUCCGGUCCUGCGUGGCCUGUCUUCACGCCGAUGUGAUGCUCAGACUACGGGUCGGGAUCGGACGUCCGGCGGAGAGGAUGUCGGUGGAGCGCCACGUCCUGGGACGCUUCACUGCGGAGGAGCAGAAGGUUCUGGACACGGUUCUGGUCCAGAGUGUGGACAUGCUGCUGUCCCAGCUGAGCAAGGAGGACCAAGGACAGUCUUCCUCUUCACCAGCAGGUGGCAGACAUGGCGCUUUGUGACGUCAUGCAAACUUCGAUGUUGUCCAUAUGAAACUUCAUUCGUGUGAAGUCCACCUGCCAGCAAGAACUGUAUAGAAUUUUCGAGGAAACUUCAAUCUGGUCUAAUCUACGGACCCACUG
This is a messenger RNA of Nerophis ophidion (straightnose pipefish), 1172 nucleotides long. It is a transcript of the gene ptrh1, whose product is annotated as peptidyl-tRNA hydrolase 1 homolog. Lineage: Eukaryota; Metazoa; Chordata; Actinopteri; Syngnathiformes; Syngnathidae. The record is from RefSeq and is a predicted model, not a curated record. The coding region runs from base 300 to 1052 and encodes 250 amino acids. The transcript is spliced from 5 exons. Gene Ontology annotation, molecular function: peptidyl-tRNA hydrolase activity.